This is a messenger RNA of Asparagus officinalis (garden asparagus), 516 nucleotides long. Its product is annotated as protein TOPLESS-like. Lineage: Eukaryota; Viridiplantae; Streptophyta; Magnoliopsida; Asparagales; Asparagaceae. The transcript is spliced from 4 exons. Gene Ontology annotation, biological process: regulation of DNA-templated transcription. Bases 10 to 390 code for a protein of 126 amino acids. The record is from RefSeq and is a predicted model, not a curated record.
UUCAUUAAGAUGGAUGAGAGCACGCAAUCGUUGAUGCUCUUCUUCCAUCUCCGUUGGCAUAAGUAUUUUGAAUCAAUAAUCAGGGAAGAUAGAGUAAAAGCUUUGGAUAUCCUUAACAAGGAACUAAGGGUCUUCCAACCGACAUAUCCGCAGCUUUACAAGGAGAUGACUCAAUAUCUAACUACUCCGAGGGAGGACUCUGCUUUGUCUAUUGAGAGUCAUGUGAAGUCAUUAAGGGCCAUGGCCGUGUCUGAGAUCAACAACGUGAUCAUCUCUCAUCCGCUUCUAUGUGAUAAGCUGCAAUUUCCCAAAUUUAGCAAUAAGCGAUUACUCACGCUCCUCAGCCAGAGUUUGCAGGGGGUGAAAAUGCUUGGUAUGACAGAGAAAUGAAGAUGAACUGGGGAUGUAAAGCUUCUGUCUGUGCGCGCGUGCAUGCACGCGUGAACCUAUGCAUAUGUUGCGUGUUUGCCAUGGUGGAAGAAGAAAAUAAAGAUAAAUGUAACGACUGUUGGUUCU